AUGAUCGCCGAGGCAACGAAGAUGAGCGGCUGGGACGACCCUAAGGCGGACAUUCUCCGGCUCGUGUACAAUUGGCUAUCCCACAACCGGAACAGACACUGGCUGAUGAUAGUCGACAACGCUGACGAUGAGAGCGUCUUCUUCAAAAGCCGUGCAGCAAGCAUUUCGGAUGAACCAGAAGACUUACCGAUACUCUCCGACUUCCUACCACAGUCGCCAAACGGUUCGAUCCUUUUCACCUCACGAAACCGAGACGUAGCAUACAAACUCACAGGUGACUUUGACAGCAUUAUCGAAGUCAACCCGAUGAGCGAGGACGACGCGCUAGCCCUUCUCCGUAAGAAGUUAGGGUCCAUCGCUCGACAGGACGAGGCUACGGAGUUAAUACAUGCCCUUGACUCUAUGCCGCUCGCUCUAACACAGGCAGCCGCUUUUAUCAAACAGAGGAAGCCGCGUAUGAGCAUCUCAAAGUACACCGAACAAAUCCGCAGAAGCGAUGAUAACCGAGCGUGGCUACUAGAGAAGGACGUGGGAGAUAUUCGCAGGGACAGCCGGGCGUCUAAUUCGAUCAUGGCCACCUGGCACAUCUCGUUCGAAUACAUCCGACAGAAGUGGCCAACAGCUGCUCGACUGCUGUCGCUCAUGAGCCUGUUCGAUCGACAAGGGAUACCUGAGUCACUCCUUCAAGGCCGAUAUGCGAGGAGGAAGGACGAUGAUGCUGACCUUACUGACGUUGGCAACAAUGCUGACUUUGACGACGAUAUCCAAACGCUAACCAGCUUCUCGCUUGUCGAAAUGAGCGUAGACGGGCGGGAGUUCGAGAUGCAUCGGCUGGUGCAGUUCUCGACCAAAAAAUGGCUGGAGCUAAAGAACGAGCUAGAGCUGUGGAACGAGACGUACGUGACGCUCAUGGACAAAAAUUACCCGAAAGGGAAAUACGAGAAUUGGCCGACGUGUCAGAUGUUGUUUCCGCACGCUGAAGCCGUGCUCAACAAUAAGCCAACAGAGGCAGGGGCGCUAAAGGCAUGGGCCUCUGUGCUCCACAAAGCGGCAUUGUAUGCAAAGGAGAUGGGCCAGUAUAGCAAGGCGCGUGAUAUGGGCUCUCACGCUCUGCAGGUUAGGGAGGCAGUCUUGGGUGGGGAGCAUAAAGAUACGCUUAGCAGUUUUAACAAUAUUGGGAACGUUUUGUUUAACCAAGGUCGAUAUGACGAGGCAGAGGAAAUGCAUGAACGAGCGCUAGAAGGAAGAAAACGAGUGCUAGGAGUAGAGCACCAAGAUACGAUUAACAGUUUUAACAACAUUGGGAACGUUUUGUUUAACCAAGGUCGAUAUGACGAGGCAGAGGAAAUGCAUGAACGAGUGCUAGAAGGAAGAAAACGAGUGCUAGGAGUAGAGCACCAAGAUACGAUUAACAGUUUUAACAACAUUGGGAACGUUUUGUUUAACCAAGGUCGAUAUGACGAAGCAGAGGAAAUGCAUAAACGAGCGCUAGAAGGAAGAAAACGAGUGCUAGGAGUAGAGCACCCAGAUACGCUUCAGAGCCUUAAUAAUCUUGGGACUGUCUUAGAAUUGCAGGGUCGAUAUAACGAAGCAGAGGCAAUGCACAAACGAGCGCUAGAAGGAAAAAAACGAGUGCUAGGAGUAGAGCACCCAGAUACGCUUCGGGGCCUUAGUAGUCUUGGGAUUGUUUUAAGACGGCAAGGUCGAUACAACGAAGCAGAGGCAAUGCACAAACGAGCGCUAGAAGGUGAAAAACGAGUGCUAGGAGAGAGCCAUCCCAACACGCUGGUUAGCAUGGGCAACCUCGCACUCACAUACUUGGCUCAAGGCCACUGCAAGGAUGCAGAAGCGCUACAGGUGCAAGUGCUAGAGAAACAAAAGAUGAAGCUUGGAGCGGACCAUCCCAGCACACUGGUUACCAUGCACGACCACGCGCUUACGCUAAGGGACCUGAGACGCACAAAUGAUGCACUUUCUUUGAUGGAAAAUUGCUACGAGUUAAAGUUAAGAGUCUUGGGCGAUCAGCAUCCUAGGACUCUAAACUCUCGAAAACGGUUGGAGAGAUGGCGGGGGAAAGAUGUACAACCGACCAAGCAGAACGAUUCUUAG
Messenger RNA from Didymosphaeria variabile, 2109 nucleotides. RefSeq lists its product as uncharacterized. The record is from RefSeq and is a predicted model, not a curated record. Bases 1 to 2109 code for a protein of 702 amino acids. Lineage: Eukaryota; Fungi; Ascomycota; Dothideomycetes; Pleosporales; Didymosphaeriaceae. Gene Ontology annotation, molecular function: protein binding. The transcript has a single exon.